AAACAAACGUUGUGCGUUGAGGUUGUUGUGUUGAGUUGUUCACGGAGCAAGAAAGAAAUAAAUAAAAUAAAUUGUAUUACUAAAACGAUAAAAUGGCUCAAUCAAGAUUUUCAAUAUAUGCUUUGGCAUUAUUUGUUGCUUUUUUCACGAUACCUUCACCGACCACGUUUCCCUUUAAAGAAUUUGAUGUGCCGCCCACGCGUGAAUUGAUUGGAGGACUUAAGCCCAAUAAUUACCUUGAUGGUACGCAGCAUUUACUGGAAGGACGUAUAUAUGGACCAGAGUGUUUAAUUGCACGCAAUGAUGUUAUCUACGCCGGUGUGAAUGGUGGCGAAGUGGUUAAAAUUGUUGGUGACAAAGUAACGCCAAUUUUCAAAAUCGGUGCACCAUGUGUACAUACCUAUGAUGAACCUAUAUGCGGACGUCCGCUAGGCUUGGCAUUCGAUACACAAGGCAAUAAUAUAAUUGUCGCAGAUGCAUACUAUGGCUUGUGGUCAGUUGAUUUGGAUACGUAUAAGAAAACAUUGCUUGUCUCAGCUAAACAACCUUUACCAGGCAAAACUAUAAUACGCAAAGCUAGAGUAUUCAAUGGCGUAGCUGUAGAUAAGAAGGGAGUCAUUUAUUGGACUGAUUCUUCAUCUGAUUAUGGUUUUCAAGAUUUAGUAUUUGCAUCAGUGGUUAAUCCAUCAGGACGUUUGUUCAAGUACGAACGCGCCACUAAUGAGAGUCAAAUCUUACUUGAUGAAAUAUUUUUCGCUAAUGGUGUUGUUCUAAGUCCUAAUGAAGAUUUCUUGGUAGUUGUCGAAACUGGUGCGAUGCGCUUAAUAAAAUAUCAUUUGAAGGGUACUAAUGCCGGACAAAGUGAAGUUUUCGUAGAAGGUUUACCUGGUCAUCCAGAUAAUAUAACACCCGAUGAAACUGGCAUUUGGGUGCCUUUGGUAAUGGCUGUUGAUAAAGAGCAUCCUUCUGGUUUUGCGCUAUUUUCAAAUUAUCCUAAAGUACGCAUGUUGCUGAUACGCUUACUGAGCUUUUUGGAGGUACCUUUCCGUUUCAUUAACAGCUUCUUGCCAAAUAGUAUAUCCAAGAAAGCGAUACAUUUUAUUGGCAAUGGUGAGAGUAUUCUGAUGUUGGCACCAAAACGUACGACUGUUGUGCGUGUUGAUUGGGAGGGAAACAUCGUCGACGCUUUGCAUGGCUUUGAUCAGUCGAUUGGUGCCAUUUCACAUGUAUUGCAUCACAAGAACUAUUAUAUAUUUGGUUCACCUUAUAAUCGCUACAUUGGCCGUGUAAAAGCGAAAAACUCUAUUAUUGAAUUAAAUCAAUAAUAAUAAUAAUAAUAAUUGUAAUAAUUUAAAAUAACAACCUUAAACGUUUUAAAGUUUAAGUAGUGUAAUUAUACUAAGGUCAGCUAUAUUCUUUAUAUUAUGACAUAUGGAUCCAAUUAGCUGUGUUCCUUUUUUUAAUAUUUUUAUAUGAUUUGUUUAUUACACUUUAUACAUUAAAAAAAUUUGAAUGUAAAUAUUAAUUGUAUAUAAAUAUAAAGAUUUAUGUGG
Molecule: messenger RNA, 1553 nt
Organism: Teleopsis dalmanni
Lineage: Eukaryota; Metazoa; Arthropoda; Insecta; Diptera; Diopsidae
Product: adipocyte plasma membrane-associated protein-like
Exons: 4
Coding region: 93-1325 (410 amino acids)
Biological process (GO): biosynthetic process
Molecular function (GO): strictosidine synthase activity
Source: RefSeq, a predicted model, not a curated record